CCGGGCCCUGAAUCCCGCCCACUUCAGAACUCAACACGUUAUCUGUGGCGCUGCGCUGUUUUUCUGUGUUUCUGUUCUGCUGCGUGGCGACUUCAGCAUCUGACGAGAUUUCAGCAAUCUAAUUAAUAUAUAAUGACUUUAGAUCAAAUGUUUUCUUAUUUAUUUGCAUAUAUACAUUUAUAACAGAGGUCGAUUUUAGAGUUUUAAAGACUUUGAGUUCAAACAUGCAGAGCGGCGAAAUAAAACAACGAAAAAAGACUUCAGAUGUCAAAGAAAACGGAAAGAAGAGAAAAUCAGAAGAUAAAGUUAAAGAUGAACUCAAAAGAGAAGCAGAAGAGAAAGAAAACACGAUUAAAAGUUCAGAUAUGAAGCUCGUCAUGAGUUUGAUGUCUCUCGCGAUCUCUUUAGUGUUGAUGUGGGCUCUCUAUCAACAGAAUGUAAAGUUUGCAGAAAUGAAAGAAGAAUACGAGCAUUUAUAUGAGAAGACACGAGACGUCCUCGAGCUCCAGUCACAGAUGACCACAGUCGCAGAAAAGCUGCAGGCUUCCAUAGAUGAAUAUGAUGAGAUUCUGACCUCCGUGACCCUGAUGACAAAGAUCAAACACGACAUCGCCUUCAUCCACGACACGUCCACAGUACUGCAGGAGCACCAGGAGACGUCUUCACUCCAAUAUCAAACCAUAAACAACCGCUUCCAGAACAUCACGGAGACGUGGAGGAGCAGACAGACAGACGUGAGCGACGACCUGAACGAGCUGAAGACAGAAUCACGGUCCACGCACGGACGCAUCACGGAGCACGUCAAUGCCGUAGACGGACGUCUGCGCGUCCUGAGUGAACGUCUGCAGGAGGUGGAGGACGGCGUCAAGAGAAACGCACGAGUGUUGGAUCGGACCGAGGAGGAGGACGCAAGGAAAGUCCAGGAGCUUCUGGACUGGAACUCUGGACGGGUUUCUAAACUCCAGGAGAAGCUCAGAUCUCUGACCAGGAGCCGUGAGGACCUCCAGAAGAGGCUGGAGAAGACGCUUCCUCACGUCAAACAGUGGGAGAGCCGUCUGCCGGACGUAGAGGAGUCUGUCCGAUCUAUGCUUAAACUCCGAGCUCAGCUGAGCGACACAGAGAGGAGAUUAAAGGAGCUGACGCUACAGGUGCAGGACACAGAGGAGAAGAUGUUGAGGACAGAACUCAUCACAUGAACGCUGCUGGUGAUCCUGGAGUGACUCGAGAUCUCAAACACUUACAGUCUGAAUGACAUCAAAGAAACAAUCUGAGCACACAGUAUUGAUGUGUGUUUAUCUGCUGUUCCACGUGAAUGUUUUAAUUAUGGAGUUAAAUCAUUGUCAGUAUUGUCAUGUAUUUUUAAAUAUAACACAUUUAAUUUCUGCAUAAAGUUUGAGCUCAGGUUCUUGUGUAUCAUGUGACAAGUAUACAAGAGAAAAAUGAUUGAUUAUAGAUCUAAUACAGUACUAGAAGAAUAAUAAAAUCUAUUAUUAUUAUUAAUAAACUAAUAUAUUUAGCAUUCCUGUACGUCACAUGAUGUCAUUCUUACUGUGUCAGGACUCAAAUAUUUCAUUAUAUUUGACUUUAAUGAUAUCUAAUGUGUUGGUCUGUAUACGCUUUAUUUAACACUUAUUUUUGUUUAGAGUCAUUUAUAUUUUUGCAUUUGGCAGAUGUGACUUGUGGUGCAUUCGAGAUGUAUAUUUUCUCAUAUAUAUUGUUAUAGAUAUGUAUAAAGUCUAGAUGACUCGCCCGCGCUGCUGGCCGAUUGAGUGGAACAUCCGCAUUUGGUGGCCAUCUUACCACAGGGCGCUCGCUCACUCGUAGCAUUGAGUAAAUGACCAUAACUUGCUUAAUUUUCUACCGAUUUCAAACGGUUUGGUUUGUUAUAAACGUCAAAGAUGUACCUAUGACACUGCAUACUAAAAACAUUUUUUGAAACAUGUUAAAGCAUCCAUUAUAUUAUAGCCACGAAUUAUAGCCACGUUAAUAAUGUUUGUAAUAAACCAAACCGUUUGAAAAUCGGUAGAAAAUUGAGCAAGUUAUGGUCAUUUAAAAGUACCUGCACCAUUAAAACUCAAUGUUAUGAGUGAGCGAGCUGUCUGAGGUAAGAUGGCCGCCAGAUGAUGACGUUAGAGACUCCACCGUAACACAUCUAGCCUUUAUACAGAUCUAUGGUUAUCUUGAUAUCACUGCUGUUGUGUCUCUUAUGAAUGAUUUGUGCUCCAGAUGUUUUGCUGAUUUUAAUAAAACUAGAUGCUAUCUGAA
Messenger RNA from Misgurnus anguillicaudatus (oriental weatherfish), 2265 nucleotides. It is a transcript of the gene ikbip, whose product is annotated as IKBKB interacting protein. The record is from RefSeq and is a predicted model, not a curated record. Lineage: Eukaryota; Metazoa; Chordata; Actinopteri; Cypriniformes; Cobitidae.